Molecule: messenger RNA, 618 nt
Organism: Psilocybe cubensis
Lineage: Eukaryota; Fungi; Basidiomycota; Agaricomycetes; Agaricales; Agrocybaceae
Exons: 7
Coding region: 1-618 (205 amino acids)
Source: RefSeq, a predicted model, not a curated record
AUGCACUCAACGUUGACUAUCGACUCCAGCGCGCGCAUGCGGUUCACAGGCACGCGCAUUGCAUUUAUAUGCACAAUCCUGACGGGCAACGGGCAGCUGAGCCAGGCGUCCUUUGUAGUUGACGGCGGUGCACCAGUACGCAUUGCACACCCCACGACGCCACCUGUGCAGUGGCAGACAACGUUCUGGGACUCGGGCCUGCUCUCGUAUGGCUCCAAGCUGUGUAACACCUUCCAUGAGAAAGAGUGUGUCGAGCCGAUUUGUACUCUGGGCUAUGCAAGGUUCUUAAUUCCUACUCUCAUGGUUCAAUCACCGGAAGAAAAGAAAGAAUCCCACAGAGUGGCAAGCAGCAAAUAUUAUGCAAAAAACCGUUCUGCGCUUCAAGAGAGUGCCAGGCUUCGAAUGCAGAAAUUGCGUGCUGCACGAAAAAGCGGCAAGCAUCUGCCCACCCAAAACUCUGUGUCUAAUAUUCAAACCACCGCAAGCUCCUCUGCAACAAGCACGCCUGCAACAAGGACACCAUUGACUGCUAGAAAGAGUUCUACAUCUGAAGUCCCCGUCAACAAGGGUCUUCUGUUCGUCGACAAUCCUCUCCUCCAAGACUGUAUGACGGAUUGA